AUGGAGGACCCCACCAACAAAGGAGAGGAGUCGUCAAAGAAGGCUCCCGCGGCGCCGUCAUCUUCCAGCGGGAGGAGAGCGAAAGAGGUUUCAGUCAACGCCGUCAACACGGCGCAUAAGGCGCCACAACAAUAUUCGGUGAAUCUCACAACCGCACCGACCACCGCUCCUACCUACUUUCCCCCGCCUCCGCAGCACCAACUUCAGUCGAUCUACUAUUCGGCCCCACCUGUCCCACCGCCGACGACCUCACAGUCAUAUGACCACUUUACGCCCGCCCCCGCUCAACCCUCUCAACCCAGGCCCCCGGUGUCGAGAACUCCUCCACCGACGCAACAGAACCCUGCUUCGCAGGGUCAACAGGCCGGCGGUGCACCGAGCCAACCCCGCAAACAAUACUCACCGCUGCUUGCUCCUUUCUCUCACAUAUAUUGGCAGCUCUUGGCAGGAGAUCAGAUUCAACCGAUAUCCCCGGGUCCGAACUUCGACCCGUCCGUCCGGGACCAAUCCAAACGCUGCGAAUACCAUCAGGGCACACCGGGGCCAUCCAUCAACAUGAUCUCUGUAUGCGUCUCGGAGAGGGACGAAGAAACGCAGGGGACUCCCCCUCCCUUUGUAAUCAAUUACACUCCCGAGGAACUCACAGUCGAGUUCACGGGACACGCGGCCUCACCGGCCCCAUUCGUCGUUGACGUCCCCGCUCGGGAGCCGUAUUCAGAUAGCAAGGUCCCCUGGACCUACGAAGGAAGCAUCGGGAGCGUUGAGCAGCAAUUCAGUGUCAUGGGGUUGACACGCUCAGGACGGGUAGAUGAGAACCCGACGGCCAAGGACAAAGGGAAAGCACCCGCUGUUGGAGACGGGGCGACUCCCGAAAGAUCACCCUUCCCGUCCAAGAAG
Molecule: messenger RNA, 897 nt
Organism: Punica granatum (pomegranate)
Lineage: Eukaryota; Viridiplantae; Streptophyta; Magnoliopsida; Myrtales; Lythraceae
Source: RefSeq, a predicted model, not a curated record